This is a messenger RNA of Lineus longissimus, 3995 nucleotides long. Its product is annotated as endoplasmic reticulum resident protein 44-like. The record is from RefSeq and is a predicted model, not a curated record. Gene Ontology annotation, molecular function: protein disulfide isomerase activity. Lineage: Eukaryota; Metazoa; Nemertea; Pilidiophora; Heteronemertea; Lineidae. Bases 97 to 1380 code for a protein of 427 amino acids. Gene Ontology annotation, cellular component: endoplasmic reticulum-Golgi intermediate compartment; endoplasmic reticulum membrane. Gene Ontology annotation, biological process: protein folding. The transcript is spliced from 12 exons.
UACACGUCAAGUUCGGCCAUUGCUGACAAUUUCUGUUUUUGUGGCCGGUUCACCGUAUUUCAUACCAUCUGCUUGGCGAUACAAGUAACAAUCAAAAUGGAAAUUUCGUGGAUCGCUUCGUCUCAUUCUUAUUUCUAUAUGGUCCUGUUUAUGGUGACCUUCCUAUCAGCACCAAAGUUGACCAGCAGUGGAGCUACACAACUCACUACAGCCAAUUUACAGGAAAUAUUGACAAAUUAUGAGCUGGUGUUUGUAAAUUUUUAUGCUGACUGGUGCCGAUUUAGUCAGAUGUUACAACCUGUCUAUGAUGAGGCAGCAGGAAAAAUUAAUGAAGAAUUUAAGGAUCCUGGGACUGUGGUGUUUGCCAAAGUUGACUGUGAUAACCAACCUACGAUAUCCCAGCAGUACAAAGUCAGCAAAUACCCGACGCUGAAACUUAUCCGCCACGGCCAGGCGCUCAAGCGCGAAUACAGGGGUCAAAGGUCAUCGGAGGCUCUGCAGCAGUUCAUCCGGGAGCAGCUGAAGGAUCCUAUCAAAUACCACGACAGUCUGGACCAACUUGAUAACAUUGAUAACAAGAAGCGGAAUAUUAUUGGAUAUUUUGCCAGCCAAGACAGCGAGAAUUAUAAGACGUACAAAAAGGUGGCAAGUGUUCUUCGUGAUGACUGUGAAUUUCAUUCUGCUAUCGGGCCAGUGUCAGAAAAGGAAAGAACCAACGGAGACGCAGUGCUCUACCGUCCACCUAAUUCGGAGAGGAAUGACCAGGCGUACAGCGGGCCCCUGACGACUUAUGACUCGAUGCACAAGUGGGCGCUGGAAAGUUGUGUUCCAUUAGUUAGAGAGAUUACUUUUGAAAAUGCUGAGGAAUUAACAGAAGAAGGCCUGCCAUUCUUAAUUUUGUUCUACAAUCCACUCGCCGAUCAGGAAACUUUAAAAAAAUUCACAGAUUCUGUGGCUCACCAGCUACAAACAGAAAAAGGUAACAUUAACUGUUUGACAGCAGAUGGAACAAAAUUCACACAUCCUCUUUAUCAUCUGGGAAAAUCAGUGAACGAUUUACCACUGCUGGCAAUUGACAGUUUCAGGCACAUGUACAUAUUUAAACAUGACGUUAGGAAAGAUAUGAGUACACCAACUUUAUUAUUGGACUUUAUCAAGGAUUUACACUCAGGAAAAUUACAUCGCGAAUUUCACCAUGGGCCUGAUACUGAAAAGGCUACAGAGCCCCCAAAGCUUGCAGAUGGCUCUGAGCACAUUCCAAAGGACACAGACGAUGAGGGUAAAAAAGGUGGAGACGACGCAACCACGCCUCCAGAAUCUACAUUUAAAAAGUUAGGGCCCUCCAGAAAUAGAUACACUCUUCUCCGAGAUGAACUCUGAGUACUUUUGCACUUGUUAAACUUAAAGAUAAUUUUGUAUGUUAAAAUAAUUGAUCAUGAGGCCUUUUGGUUUUGUUCAUUGGGUUACAGAAAGCAUGUAAUACAAGGGCCAUAAGAAGGAGUGCGUGUUUUUAAAAAAGUAGACAUUUGUUCAAUUUUGUUCUCAAUAACUCUUCUCAUUGUCACUCAGUUAACAUAUAUACUUGGCCAAGCUGGCAGUGGCGAUGCCUGCACAUCUAGAUUGUUUUCGACCGACCAGAAAGGUGUGGGGGGGGGGGGGAUGGAAGGCUGGUUCAUUCUUUGAUAUUUUCUUUCAUUCAUUAAAGCAGAAGAAAAAAAAGUUUUUGAGAAAUCCUGAAAUGUUGUCUGUAGCCCAAUUAAUGAUAGAAGGUGGCCAUACUUCGGAGCAAUGGUGCACUUGGGAAGGUUUAUUUUCUAAGAAAAAUAUUUUUUUCAUUUGGAGCAAACAUAUUUUGAAUGAUCUUAGGUGUGUGUACUGAUGUUUAAAACAAACCUGAUGUGCUAUGUGAUGAAUAGCGACAUGCAUAACCCCACAAGAUGUAGUCAUACUUUGGAAUUUUUGUGGACGAAAUGUUACCUUAGUUAGCUGAGUGUUUCUUAGCUUUGAAUUUCCUUCAAUGGUCUCCCAAUCUUUGGUUUUCUCACCAGGCCUAUUUCUGUGCAUCAUCAUGUCUCCAUUUAAAAAAAUGCUGAUGAUUGUGGUUUUUGACCCUUCGUGAGCUGAUGGAAUAAAUUUUUCGUGGUUUUCUCAAAGAAGCAAUAACAUUUUCUUCAAGAUGAACUCAUCUGAAUUUAGUGAUUUCAUCAGAAUUCUUUCUAGAAAAAAAUCCAUCGUCCACGAAGGGUUAAAUGUAUGCUGAUUAGACUAGAUUUGUUGUUAUUUGUUAGAAUCCAGGCAUAGACAAUGUAAAUACAAAACCUGUAUUAUUUAAGAUAAGAUUAUUUGCAUAAAAUUCUAGGAUAACGGGAGAACUUCUGACGAAAUAUUUUCCAUUGAGAAAUUAGUUCUCUCAUCCAUUAAGACUAACAAAGCAUGUGCUUUUGUGUAGUUACCCUGGACAAAAGGAUCUUUCCUGUCUUAUUGUAACUUAUUUCUUUAUAUAUUCCUCAGUUCCAGGCUUCUGGAACCUGAGUGACAUCUUUUGAAAUUGGCUCUGUGAAAAAUAUUUUAUCAAGAGUUUUCAAAGUGUGUAUAAUCAGUUUGUCCCUGAUAGCUUACGGUUAUUUGCAUUUCCUGUAUCUCCUUGGAUGAUUUUACCCAAAACAGAAACUUAAUGCACAUUCCUUAACGAUGUGUGACCUAUAAAAACCUCAGCUUAUUUUAUGGAGCUGACUGAGCAGUCGUUUGGGAAUUAUAGUUGGUUCAUUGGUUUUGAUAUUUUUGUUAAGUGCGUGGGUGAUAGGGAAAAUUUUCAUGGACAUAUUUUGAGAGCAUAUUUUAUGUCAACAAAAAAUGGUUAAGGUAUUUGUAUGGAACCGAUUGGCUACCAUAUCUGAUGAAUCAGGAUGUUAUCAAAACUGAGUCAAACCCUUUUGGACUAUCGGGACAUCUAUUGCCAAGGCACAAGAAUUGUUAAAAAAACAACUGAAGAUUUUGAAAAGCCUAUUGGCAUGAUUGAUCAGUCAUUUGGAAGGUUCUCAAUCGAGAUGUUCUGGAGUUCUGUUUGUGUUUGGGUUUUUUAACGGGUUUUGGGUAAGUUAUGCGUCUUCUCAGCUCUUUUCAUCAUUGACCCAGUCCUUGGAUGGUUUUAAAUAUUGAGAACAUUUCUUUGGUGUAUGUUUUAAUGUGCAAUCCUUAGCUCUGCUACAAGUGUAUAGAUAUAUUUUUCUAUCUGAUGCUUCUUCAGUUCGUUAGGACUAGUUCAGUGUUUAUGAAAAAUGUCUGAGUUUAUGUGACUUGGAACUGUCAAAAUGUGUUCUCUGUUCGAGUUCAUGUCCUGAAAUUCAGGAGGUCAGAACCAUUAUUCACAGUCUGUGGUGAAAGAUCAUCCAUGGAUUUAGUUUUUCAAUGUUUUUCUCUUAGUAAAAUCUCACCACUAGAGAAUGUAAGUUCUUUACUUGAGUGUUAAGUAAGCUGAGUGCAUGUAUGUAAAUAACAUUUCUCAAUCAGACAACAGUUUGAGUAGGAACAGGGUCAGAUCCUGAAAUUGAAGACACUUUUGAGAUAAAGUUGGGCUCUGCCAAAUUCAUGGUCAGUUUCAAAGAUCAGUUUAGAAGGGGUCUCUGCUCCUCUCCUGAUUUACCGCUGGAAGAAGGUCUUUGCUUUUGCUAUACUAUCUGUGCUGAUUUCUGAAAGGUUGCUUGUCCAUGUGAGUGUUGGUUUGCGUAAGUUUCAUCCAAAACAUAGAAGAGAGAACCUAUGUCGGAGAUAAAUACGUUCAGGACAGUUGCCUAGCACAAGGGUAUUCCACUAGCAGCAGACCACAGUGCAUUCACUUGGACAAGCACCCUAUGUGUCCAGUUUACAUGUUGCAAGUGCCUAGAAGCUGUGGUACUGUGCAUUUUGUCGAAAAUAUUAUGUGUAAAGAUUUUUUGGGUUAAACGAGGGAUAUUGGGCAUGUAAAUAAAUACAUAAUACACUUAUUAGAUUAUGGA